Molecule: messenger RNA, 4029 nt
Organism: Saccostrea echinata
Lineage: Eukaryota; Metazoa; Mollusca; Bivalvia; Ostreida; Ostreidae
Product: leucine-rich repeat and coiled-coil domain-containing protein 1-like
Exons: 25
Coding region: 28-3087 (1019 amino acids)
Cellular component (GO): cytoplasm
Molecular function (GO): protein binding
Source: RefSeq, a predicted model, not a curated record
UCAGUAACUGUAUUUGUUCUUAGCAGUAUGAAUAAUAUCGACUUUAAUGGACCUGAGCUCUGUUUGAUUGACUCAGGCAUUAAGUCCCUCCAAAAAGUUCCCCUGAAACCUCAACUUCAGGUUCUAAAUCUACACAGUAACUUCAUCCACAGAAUUGAAAACCUCAUCCAUUUAAAGAAUCUAAAACACCUAGAUUUGUCUGCAAAUCAGAUCCGUGAAAUUGAAGGAAUUGAGAGUCUCAGAAAUCUCAGAACAAUCAAUUUGUCAUGCAAUCUUUUACGGGAUGUAAAAGGACUCGCUGGACUGAGGUCCCUUGUAAAGAUAAACCUGAGUUAUAACCAGAUCAGUGACAUAUCUGGUUUUAAAUCUCUUCAUGGAACUGAUUAUAAACUGUCACAUAUAGAGCUCCAUGGAAACAAGCUUACUUCUCUUCAGCACGUAAUCAAGUCCCUCAUUGGCUGCUCAAACUUACGACAGUUAACACUAAAUAUGGAUGGCUCCACCAACCCUCUAUGUUCAGAUCUAGAUCAGUAUAGAUCCAAGUUAUUAUCUGCCCUUACUCAGUUAGAAGCUCUAGAUGGAGUUAAUAGGCAGGGGGGAGCUGUUAGCAGCUUUGAUGUCUUAUCAGAUAUCCCAGGACUAGAGGACUACAUGGAUUUCCUAGUUUCUCAGUCUUCAUCAUCUCUCUCUGAAAGCAAAACUAUGGAUGUCAUUACUCCUAAGAUUGAUGAAGCUUUGGAGAAAUUCAAACAAAGGAAAUCAGGGAAUCUAUCUACUACAGACAUGGCAGUGUCAGAUGCCGAUACAAGUACAGGGGUCUCUAUUCAAAGUAGGCAGUCUAUGGUGGACCAGGAGACCAGGCUAGGAUUCCUAGAACAACAACUCGCACAGCUGAUCCAGGGGUCAAAGGUGACAGAAGACAGGAAAACACCUGUGACUGUACAUGUAGCAAAGAGAGAUGUAGAUACAACAGAUGAAAGUGACAUUGACUCUCUCUGUCAAAGGAGUAAAUCUCCCGGAAAUCGUAAAACAAGGAAGUCCCGAAUUCCAAGUUAUCGUAAAAGUACAGUGGCUUCAAGGUCUCGUAAGGAAGCAAGCAGUCCUAGCCGAGAAACAAGCAGUCACAGUCCAGCAGUUAACAGUGAUGAUGCAGCAGAGAGUUCAAUCAAGUGUGACAAAGGGAAAACCCAGAAAUGUCCGUCAGCUGUGAUGGUCACUGAAGCGCGGAUGAGAGAUGACAUUAAGUCAACCUAUGUUCAACUAAUGAAGGAAUUGGAAUCAGAAAGAGAGAGAAGGUGGAAGGCUGAGCAGGCAAGCAAGAAAUUACUGAACCAUAUACAGACUUUACAAGGAAAAGCUAAGGAAGGGGACGAACUGAAGGAUACUGCAAUAGAGGCUACGUCUCGCCUUAAACAAGCUCUGAUGAAUGAGAGAGAGGCCAAGCUAAGACUUCAGAAUGAUGUCGAGAAACUAAAAGAGCAUAUUCACGAGCUAAACAGGCAGUUAAAAAUUGCCAAGGAGACAGAGGAAAGUCUGAAGGGGAGUCUGAGGGCGCUAGAAGAAGUUACAGCUAAAAUGGAGAGGGACAAGUUACAGCAACAGACCCAUGAGCAAAAGAAGGCCCAGGAUGCUCAGAUGAAAGCAGCGGCAUUAGCUCGGGAACUAGAGCUGACAAAAGCCACAGCCGAAAAACAGAAAGGCCAGAUCUCACAGCUCCAAGAAUUGUUGGCAAAUAGGGAACAGCAACACAGGGAAGAAAUGAAGAAGAGAUAUAGUUUGGACAGCAAGGAGUUACAGGAAGUGAUUGCAGAUCACGUGAAAAAGGCCGAAAAGAACUACAGCCUGGAGGUCAAAUCUCAGAAUGAAAAGGUGGAUCUGCUGACUAAACAGUAUGCCGACUUGGAGGAUGAAUUUAGAAUGGCUCUUCAGAUCGAGGCAAAUAGAUUUAAAGAGCUUCAACAUGCAUUCCAGACGAUAAGUGAAGAGAAUGCGGAGAACAAGCAGGCUUUGUUAGCAGCUCAGCAGAAAGAUGAAACCUCAGCAGCCAUGAUUAGUGAGCUCUCCCAGCUUGUCAAGGAGCAGAAAGGUAGAAUAGCAGAGUUAUCUAAAGCCAAACAGGAACAGGCAGUGGAAUACAGGGACAGGAUUCAGAUGCUUGAAGCCCAUGUGGAGGAAGCUAGAAAAAGAAUGUUACAACUAGAGCUUCUGAAACAGGACAAGACCAAAUUACUGGCACAGGUAGAAGCCCAGGAGUCAGUUAUUUGUGGUCUGAGGGCUGAGAGGAAAUUAUGGGGCCAGGAACUAGCACAACAAGGUUCUUCUCUGGCCCAGGAUCGAGGGAGACUGGAGUCUAAGAUCGAGUCCCUCAACUCGGAGGUCACAAUCCUCAAGAAAAACCUAGAGAGAGAGACUGAUGCUUUAAAGAUAAAAACAAAAAUGCUGGAAGAUCAGACAGAGACUAUUAGGAAAUUAAAGGAGGCUGUGAUGGAGAGAGAUGAGGAAAUUAAGAGAACUCGUGAGGAAGCCUUGAAGACCCAGAGAAAUCUAGAGGAACAGUUAUCAGAGGAAAGGGCAACUAUGCAGGAAAAUCAGGAAACUUUGGAGAGGUUAAGGGAACGCAAACAAGAACUUAAACAAGAAACUCUGGAUCUAAAAGCAGAACUAGAGGAUUCUAAAAAGGCUCACAGCAUUCUUAACAAUAAAUGGAAGGAAAAGUCUCAACUGAUUGGUCAGUUGGAGAAACAGGUGACUGAGAUGAGGGAUAACUGGGAAAGCAAGGAGAAAAAGCUCACUGAGGAGAGAGACAAGGCAAUACAGGCAGCUAAUAUUGCUAUAGAGAAGCUGAAGACAGUGGAUGAUGCCUUCAGGCACCAGCUUGAGAGUAAAGAAAUGAAACACAGAGAGGAUAUGGCUCAACUGGAAGAGGAAAAACAGAUGGAACUAGAACAGGCCAAUCAAAGGAUUGCAGCAGUUGAGGAUGAAAUGAGGGAACUUCUUCAAGAAACUCAGGCCAAUAAAAAAGCAAUGGAGGACAGGGUGAAACGACUGACCAGAGCCAUGGCUGAGCUCCAGUCAGAUCUGAUUUAAACUUACCCAGUAAUAACCUUGACAGAACUCAUGUCUGACCAGAGCUAUGGCCGAGCUGUAAUCGAAUCUAUUUAAACUGGAUAGCUGGAUAGUAGAAAGGUGACAUUGGGGUCAAAACUGAGCUCAUUUAAGUUUUGUAUCCCCGGGGCCACGACUAACAUACCUACAACUGGUUACCCAUAAUGGAGCUCAAAUAAAAUCGGUUUGUUAAUGAUGACAAAGCUCCACAUAUAUGCUUAUUGAUGGGAAAAUUCCAGAAGUGGUUUGCCUUAUCCAUCUGGAGCCACAGGCAUAUCUGGAUCAUUGUGGUUUGCUGGUUCACCAUGGCUCAAUGGUGCUAUGGCUUGCUAGCUGAUUAUGAAUAGUUCUAGUCCUAUUUUUUUUCUUUAAGUUAAUGAAAAUAUUAAAGUUUUGUCUGGAUCAUAAGUUAAUAACAUACAGGUUGUAGAAGUUUACAAUUAUAAAUGAUACAAAUUUAACUCUAAGGUCAGAUGGUGUGUUAUAACUUUAAACCAAUUUAUUGGUCAUCCGUUAUAUUUGACAGUGUAAAAUUGCUUUACAAUUGAUGUAUAAUUUACUGUUUUUUUCUUCACUUGUUUUAAGUAAUCCUGUAAAACCAUCCCUUGUUUAAUCUGGUUUUGUCAAGAUAUUGCACCAGUCACAUAUGAUCAAUGGCUAUUUUUAGAAACAAUAUGGACUGAACUAGAAUACAUUGUUACAGCUCCCAUAAGACAGCUUUUCUGAUAUACAUGUAAUAACAACGUAUCUGUUCUACAAUAUCCCUUUAAAUGGCAUUAAAAAAGAGAUGUAGAUUUCAGGGGCUGAUGGGCAUCAUUUUUGUUAAUCUGUGAAAAGUUGGGAAUAUAUCAGCUAAAUGACUGAUUUUCUGUGCAUUACUGAUAUGUUUGAUGAACAAUAAUCCAGGAGUACAAUUUCUUUGAG